Talaromyces rugulosus is the source of this 3792-nucleotide messenger RNA. RefSeq lists its product as uncharacterized. Gene Ontology annotation, cellular component: nucleus. The transcript has 3 exons. Gene Ontology annotation, molecular function: ATP hydrolysis activity; DNA binding; ATP binding. The record is from RefSeq and is a predicted model, not a curated record. Lineage: Eukaryota; Fungi; Ascomycota; Eurotiomycetes; Eurotiales; Trichocomaceae. The coding region runs from base 1 to 3792 and encodes 1263 amino acids.
AUGGCGGCCGGUCUUGAUCAGAGUGGGGUCUCAGCCAUCGCGUUAACGCCGAGACGCGCUUUGCUCGCGUUCCUCAUCUUGAUUGCAUUGCCAAUCUAUUAUUGUCCGCAAACGAAGACAUUCAACUUCAGCCAUUUUGCGCCUGCCAGACGCUCCUGUAUAUGGUCGACGUCGGUGCCAGUUUUCGAUUCUCGAAAGUUGGGUUUCUAUUCAGCUGUGCUGAGCCCAAUUGGAGCAUGCAUUACGUCUAUGGCUUCUGCAGUUGCGGAUAGGGUCAUGGGCCAAGCAGAACAACAGAAGCUGCACCCAUUCUUUGGACAGUAUACCAAACCUCCCCAGGCACCGGCCUCGCCGCUCUUACCUCCGAGCCAUGAAGCAGCAGUACCGCCAUUUUACCAGGAGCCUACGCCUAGUCAGUGUGCAUCGAUAGGAGACAGAGACGCGAAAUUUCAACAAGAAUUCUUACCAGCCGAACCCCCUCAAGAUAGUGGUCCUGAAGACGGCUUGGAUACACAUCGACGAAAGCGGUUAAAGACGUCUGUUUCGAUUACCACUCCUGAGGGAGCAAUAACAGCCCCUCAAAAUGAUACUACACACAGCGAUACUUCAGCGGCUCAGGAAAACAAAAAUUCAGUGUUACCUCCCCGAAAAAUACUGAAGCUGAACCUAAACGGCAAACUGCUGAGCUCCCCGCCUGUCCAGCAAACGGAAACCCCUCCUGGGGCAGCAAUACCAACCCCUCAAAAUGACCCUACACACAGCGACACUUCCGUGGCCCAGGAAAACAAGCAUUCUGUGUCGCCUCCCCGAAAAAUACUGAAGCUGAAUAUGGACGGCAAAUUGCUGAGCUCCCCGCCUGCCCAGCGAACGGAAACCCCUGGAACUAGAGGUAGACCGAAAAGGGCUGCGAAGAAGGAUAAGAGCAGGAUUGUUACAAUAAGUUAUAAAAGCAAAGUCAUUGGGCAAAAUAUUGAUACUAUUUUGGGGGGGUUGGAACGACACAAGACCCCCGCAAGCUCUGUUACGAAAGCUACUCCUGCGCCGCCUCCCAAAGCCACUCCCAAAACCACUCACCCGUUCUUUCUGAAGAGGCCUACCAGUCAACCGUCACGAGAAAUACCAUCAUCCACCUCAGAGAGUUCAGAGAAUAAGCAAGGUUCUCUAGAGCCUAAGCCGCAACAGCAAACUAAUUGGCCAAGUCAAUUUUCUCGCUCCCUUCUUCCUAAAUUUCCCGAGCCAAUCCCGCCUGUAUGGCCGCCCAGAGACCUCGCUCAUGUACGAGGGGUUGAGGUAGUCGCCUCGAAUACUCCCGCAGUUACGCUGCCAGAUCGACGGAAGAAUAAAGAGCGCAUUCUCCGUGUCAAUGACUCCGAGAACAUCUUGCUAGCCCAGCACCAGCAAGUGUGGAGCGAGAUAGAGGAGUCGUCAACGGCAGAAUUAUCGUCCUUGCGAUUACCAAGCAGAUCAGUUGUCAGUGGAUUGAGACUGCAGAAAGACUUAGGCAGCCAGCUCUCACAUGGCCCUAACUCGCAAAAUCAACAUGGGCCAGGUUACUGUGGUGAACCAGGGCGACAGCAUCCCGCCAUUGCUAAGCUUUACGCCUCGAUUGCUACUAACACUAACAUGACUGCUUUCGAUACCGGCCAAUGUGACACUGUUCAAUGGGCCCAUAAAUAUGCCCCUCUCGUUGCCGAUGAAGUGCUCCAGGCUGGCCCAGAAACACGCAUGCUUCGAGAUUGGUUGAGGCAUUUGAAAAUAUCCGCUGUGGAUACCGGAAAAACUGGCUCUGGAAAGAAGUCAAAACAUUCGACUGGUCGGAAAACGAAGCGGCGCAAAGUAGCUACGAAACUAGACGGCUUUAUUGUCUCCAGCGAAGAUGAAGCAUCCGAAAUGAGUGAACUAUCAGACGAUGACGAUGACGAACUUGCUGCUGAUUUUGCUGUUUCGUCCAAACGAACUGUGAUUCGAGUUGGCGAUUCCGUGGGCAAGUUUAAAAAGGGGGAGAACAGCCGGAUGACGAAUGCAUUGUUGAUUAGUGGACCGAAUGGCUGUGGAAAGUCAGCCUCUGUCUAUGCUGUUGCCCAAGAACUCGACUUUGAGGUUUUUGAAAUCAACAGUGGGAAUCGAAGAAGUGCCAAGGAUAUCCUAGAACGCGUGGGAGAUAUGACGCAGAACCACCUUAUUCACCUCGAAGGAAUAGAGAGGCAGGACGACGAGCCAAAUUUCGAGCCUCAGCAAAUCGAUGUCAAGCAAAACAAGCUAAAUGCCUUUUUCAACGCAAAAGCAACAAGCAAAGCUAUACCAAAGGCCACUCGACCCCGCAAGGACAGUGAUAAUGACAUCCCGCAAAAGAAACUAGGACCGGAGGGCGCCCGAUCACAAAAGCAAUCUUUGAUUCUCUUAGAGGAGGUCGACAUCUUGUUUGAAGAAGACAAGAAUUUUUGGAUGGGCGUUCUGGCUUUAAUCGGCCAAUCCAAGCGCCCUGUAAUAAUGACAUGCAAUAACGAAGAGUUGAUUCCGCUACAAGAUCUUUCAUUGCACGCAAUUCUCCGAUACCGACCGCCACAGCCGGAUGUUGCUGUCGAUUAUCUGCUUGUGCUAGCUGCAAAUGAAGGUCACAUGCUACAACGCGAAGCCGUAACAGAUUUAUAUUUCAGCUGCAAUCAAGACCUCCGAAAGUCUAUUAUGGAGCUUGACUUUUGGUGUCAGAUGGCAGUGGGCAGCCAGAAAUGCGGUAUUGACUGGAUACUUGAUCGGUCGUCACAAGGGGCGGGUAUUGAUGCAGACGGCGAAAAGCUCAAAGUGAUAAGCUUGCAGACGUACCAGCGAUUUAUGGGCUGGUUCAAUCGCGACCACAUGUUGACCAAGAACAGCCUGGCCAGGGAAACAGAGCUCUUACUCGAAGGGGUGAACUGGUGGCAGCUUGAGUUUGAUGCAGAGGAAGAAACCCCAGCUACUGCACGAACCACUGCCUCGAUAUCCACGACCCCAAAUUCCAGUGAAACGCAUCUCGAGCAGCUACGACAUGCAGCCACACUUGCAGACAACCAUAGUGCUUUGGAUAUUCUUGCUCACAGUUGGUCAUUGAACCAGAAAGAAGAUGACCUUGAUCCUAGUAUUCCGGAUCUUCCUAAAAACCAAAAAUACAACUACCAGGAGGGCUACCCAUUGCUGAAUGCCGCCUACAAAUCUGACUACACUGGUCUUUCUGCAAGCAUCGGAUCCACUGCUCAAGUGCUGUUGCAUAGCACUAUGUUUGACGAGAACCCACAAGAACUUGAAGCGAAUGCCAAGCGUGUUCUGGCGAGGCAAUCUCGCCCCAAAUCGAACAGCUUCUCUACCGCGAACUAUAUCAGUGCUUUUGAAUCAAUUAUGCAAAGCAAUGACUCGAUUCUUGCCCAUGCAGCUUCGUCAUCUGAAUCCGACGUGGCUGGAGUAGUUGAAGAUAUAGCUCCUUACAUUCGAUCUAUAAUGUCCUUUGAUCUACGUCUUGAACGGUAUCGUCUCCAGCUGAGCGGGAUAUUGACCCAAGAGCCAAGGAAUAAGAGGGUGAGAACAACGAGGGCGAGUCGGGCCGCUCUUGAAGGAGGAGACAAGUCCAACACCCGCCGGGAGAGGUGGUUCUCGCAAAACGCAAACCCCAAACAAAUCCUGGCAACGGGUUCCAGUGAAUGGCAAGACGCUCUCGUCCAGGCGGGACAUUUCUCUGUCACGCCGGCUGCGUUGGGAAAUACAAGCUCUAGCCAAAGCGACUCGGACAAUUCUGAAGGGGUAUCGAGGGUGGAUGUAUGA